Syngnathus typhle (broad-nosed pipefish) is the source of this 1952-nucleotide messenger RNA. RefSeq names its product acid phosphatase 5a, tartrate resistant (gene acp5a). The record is from RefSeq and is a predicted model, not a curated record. Bases 159 to 1178 code for a protein of 339 amino acids. Gene Ontology annotation, biological process: bone resorption. The transcript has 6 exons. Lineage: Eukaryota; Metazoa; Chordata; Actinopteri; Syngnathiformes; Syngnathidae. Gene Ontology annotation, molecular function: ferrous iron binding; acid phosphatase activity; ferric iron binding.
GCCAGUCUCCAAUCCCAAGCCUGGUUUCAGUAAACAACGCGUGAGCAGUGGUCAUGCCCUGGUGCCGUGGUCCUGCUGAUAAAAAGGAGGCGUAAGAGGAGAUCUGUGCAGGACAAAGGGUCCCAUCCUGAGGUUAUUCACGCUACUUAUCAGCUAAGAUGGCGCUGAUUCUGCUUGCCUUUCUGCUUGCUGCAAUCCCGGCAGCCCACAGCUAUCCUGCUACCUUCCAAGACCUGAGUGAGAGUCACGAUUUGUUUUCUCUGACAGCUAACAGGACCUCCAUUAAGUUCCUGGCUUUGGGAGACUGGGGAGGUUUGCCUUACGCUCCAUACAUGACAUCGGUGCAAAAGACUACUGCUGAAGAGAUGAACACUGUAGCAGAGCAAAUGGGAGCGGACUUUAUUCUGGCCCUUGGUGACAACUUCUACUUUAAAGGUGUGGACAGUGUGGAUUCUCCAAGAUUUAAGGGCACCUUUGAGGCUGUGUACACAGGGGAGUACCUGAAUGUCCCCUGGUACGUCAUAGCUGGCAAUCAUGACCAUGCAGGAAAUGUCAAAGCCCAGAUUGAAUACACAAAGAAAUCUGCAAGAUGGAACUUCCCUUCCUACUACUAUGAGCUGGACUUUCGCAUCCCUAACACAAACAAGACUCUGACCAUCAUCAUGCUUGACACCGUGAUGUUGUGUGGGAACUCCCUCGACUUUGAGGAUGGGCAGCCCAAAGGCCCCUUAAGUGCCGUAGAUGCCAACCGACAGCUGAAAUGGCUGAAGCAAAGGAUGGCUCAGUCCAAGGCGGAUUUCCUCCUGGUGGCCGGUCACUACCCGGUGUGGUCCGUGUCCGAGCACGGGCCCACCGCUUGCCUCCUGCGGUCAGUUCGACCCCUGCUGCUCAAAUACAACGCCACAGCUUACUUCUGCGGCCAUGACCAUAACCUGCAGUAUAUUGAAGAGUCUGAAGUGGGCUACAUAGUGAGCGGCGCUGGAAACUUCCUGGAUCCGGAUAUCCGCCACUGGAACAAAGUUCCCAAAGGUUCUGUGAAGUUUUUCACUGGUAGUACGUCCACAUUAGGUGGCUUCGUUCAUGCAGAAGUCACGAAGAACAAGAUGAUGCUCACCUUCUUCCAGGCUAAAGGCACCUCUCUCUAUCGUGCCGUGCUCUCACCAAGGAAUGGCAAAUAAAUGACAAAGGAGCUUCACCUUUGCGUCCAAAUUUUGUUUUUUUAAACAAAUAUGUUAAGUCAAAUUAUACAGAAUGAAUCAAUAUUUUGAAGGCUUACUUAGACUGAAUUUAUCUGAAAUAAAUGGCCUUUUCUCCAAGGUUAAGAGUUCUGUAUUAAUUGAAAUUGUGACAAAGUACAGCUGCCCAACAAUUUUCGAAUGUGAACAAAUUUCACUUUCUAAACAAUUUCAAUUUCUUGUUUGUGAUGACAAAACUGAAAAAAAAAAGUCACAUUACUUGCAUUUCUGGCAAAUGUAGUUUCAAAUAAAGGUGGGUUAACUAACUACCUGCAGUCUUAUUUUGCCAUGCACGUCAUAUGUCGUUUCAGGUGGCAUGUAAAAUCGCUUGUAAAAUCCUAGAGUGAGAAAUGAGAAACAUUUGUAUAUUUAUGGUUCUGUCAACAUUAAUAAUAAUCAAUUCUGUAAUCCAUUGAGUUUCAUUUUUGUAAUUCUUUGUGUUGUGUGCUAAUUAAAUUGUUAUAUUCUAAGUUAAGACUCUAAAUUGUGAUAAACAUGCAGUAAGCCUUGUUUGCUUGUACCCCAUGUGUUUGCUGAAAUUUGUAUUUGUCUCAAAGCAUCACUGCUCUUCAGUCGAAAGGUUUGUGGGGGACAGGGCCUCCAUGUAACACUUGCACUUGUAGACAAGACUGUGCCCUUUCGCUAAACGACUAUUGUUCCUGUCACUCUUAUGUGAAUAUGUUCAUUUUAAAAAUAAAACUUGAUCUUGUCACUGUG